Messenger RNA from Volvox carteri f. nagariensis, 981 nucleotides. RefSeq lists its product as uncharacterized. The transcript is spliced from 6 exons. Gene Ontology annotation, cellular component: membrane. The coding region runs from base 1 to 981 and encodes 326 amino acids. The record is from RefSeq and is a predicted model, not a curated record. NCBI's taxonomy places the organism in Eukaryota, Viridiplantae, Chlorophyta, Chlorophyceae, Chlamydomonadales, Volvocaceae.
AUGCAAGGGGGCAGACUGCUGGCUCUGCUCGUAUUCGCUGGACUUUCCCUGCUCAGCUAUAAGUACGUGCACAGCGGCGAGCUGGCGCACUUCGUGCUCAAAAUACAGGCCAACCCGCUGGGCUCCCUGCACGUCUUCGUGCUGUUCCACAUCUCCGCGGUGGUGCUGCUCUUCCCGGCCAUGCUGCUCCAGGCCAUCACGGGUGCGCUGUACGGCCUGUACGCGGGGCUCGUGGUGUCGUGGUUCGCGUCAGCCGUGGGGCAGUCGCUGGCCUUCCUGCUGGGGCGGUACCUAUUCCGGUCGUCUGUCAAGGCCUACCUGGUGCAGCGGGUCCCCAACUUCCCGCAAAUAGAGGCGGCCAUCAAGAAGGAGGGCUGGAAGCUCAUGUGUCUGCUGCGUCUGUCACCCAUCCUGCCGUACAACAUCCUCAACUACGCUGCCGCGCUCACGCCCAUCUCCUUCUUUGCCUACUCGCUCUCCUCCGCUGCCGCCAUCAUCCCGUGGACCUGCCUCUAUGUAUAUUUAGGCACACUCUCAACGAGCGUCGUGGCAGAGCUCGCCCGCGGCAAGCUGGUGCCGCAAUACAGGUACCGCCGCGCCAACCCCGGUGGCGAUGGCGGCGAUAGCGACAGCGACGGCAGUCGCAUACAUAUGCUCGUGAGCUCAUCCAUAUAUAUGGCGCUGCUCUGCGUGACGAUAGUGUACGGCUACGUGCUUAGUAAGCGGGCUAUCACUUCCGUGCUUAAGUCGGUGGGGGACGCGGGGCCUGGGUCGGGAGCUGUGGGGCCGCAGGGGAGCCAGGACGUGGAGCUGUCGUCGUCAGGAGAAAGGUACGUAUACCCAACCACAGUAUAUAGCAGAGACGCCUAUAAUGUCAAUCAAAGCUCGAAAAUUCUAUUCUCCAAGCCAAUACUGGCGGCGCCACGCCACGCCACGGCGCAGAGCAAAUGCCGCCUGGCGGGUCGCGGAAGUGGACGAUGA